AUAUCGUCAAAGUCAAUCGUGAUUCGUGCUGCGCUCAAUCGCGUUCGUGUUUUGACCCGUACGAGCUGCAAUAGCCUAUACCUAAUAGCUAUAGAAUUAAGUUCCCUUCCGAUAAAAUGGAAUUAGAAAUGAUUGAUCUUUGUUAAGAAAUGCCUUAGUAGUAAUAUUAUCUUGUGCUUGGGAUGUUAUUGGAAUUGGCAAUCUGUGGACUGAUAAUUUGAUAAGGUCGUGAACGAUUUCAGUCUCAGUGAAGAUUAUUUCGUCUCCGCGACACUAUAAUAAAUAAUGAGACGUUAGAACUUUGUUGAGUCUUGUGAUAAAACCUUUGUUUACUAAGGACCAUUUUUCACGGAAGUUUAGUAAAAAAUAAAUAAGAAUGGAAACCGGAGAAGCUGUUGUCGCGGGAAUUUUUCCAGAAUAUUUCUAUAGUUUUGUUGAAGAAUUAGAUGAACAUCCAUGGUUGUUCGCGGCUCUAGGUUCCGUGUUGGUUGGACUCAGUGGAAUUUUGCCACUACUAAUCAUCCCAAUAAACGAAACAGCGUCGUUUAAAGAUGGAGCUGGUGCGGCGACACUAAGAAUUCUGUUGAGUUUCGCCGUGGGUGGUUUGCUAGGGGAUGUCUUUCUCCACCUUCUACCAGAAGCGUGGCAACAUGACCUUGCCAGUACCAAAGAUGGUGAACACGUAUCAAUGAAAUGCGGUCUCUGGUGUCUGAUGGGCAUGCUGGUCUUCAUAAUAGUGGAAAAACUCUUCGCUGCUGGCGAAGAAGAAGAGGAAAAGAGCUCCGUACAGCACAUAGAGAUAGAAGAGAUAGAGAAGCUACUGCAAGCUGAGAGGAAACAAAAGGGUGCUGUCUGUGGUAAUGGUGUAACAGCCAAACAGCUCUACGAUACAUGCGUUUUUAAUAAUAAUACUAAAGGUGGUGGCUGCUGCAGUAGUGUUAACGGUAACAACGGUGUAGUGAAGUGUAAAGGAAACCGAUGGAUGGGAAGGUGUAUAUUACGUGAGGCGAGGGAGAAAACACUACAUGCAACUAAGGAGAAGAGCGAGAAGAAAGAUGUUGCAGGAUACUUAAAUUUAAUGGCGAACUCCAUAGACAACUUCACACACGGUUUGGCUGUUGGCGGAUCAUUCCUGGUGGGAUUCAGAGUGGGAUUACUCACCACGUUCGCUAUACUCGUUCACGAAAUACCUCAUGAAGUCGGUGACUUUGCUAUCCUUUUGAAGAGUGGAUUCUCACGUUGGGAGGCAGCUAAAGCACAAUUGGCUACGGCAUCGGCUGGUCUGAUCGGCGCCAUGACAGCUGUCAUCUUCAGUGGAGCGAGUAAUGCUAUAGAGGCGCGUACAUCAUGGAUAACCCCCUUUACAGCAGGCGGGUUCCUUCACAUAGCCCUCAUCACCGUCUUACCCGACUUGCUGAGGGAGGAAGACCGAUGGGAGUCCCUCAAACACCUGGCAGCGCUACUCGGUGGGAUACUACUUAUGGCCCUUAUGACGCACUACUGUUAGACCACUACUAGAAUAAAUCGUGGAAAUACUGAGGAAAAAUAAUUUAGGAAAAUGUGAUAAAAUUGCGUAAUUUAUACGUUCGUUAUUUUCUGGAUCGUUUAAUCAUUUAAAUAAAUAAAUACGUAG
Pieris napi is the source of this 1633-nucleotide messenger RNA. It is a transcript of the gene Zip99C, whose product is annotated as zinc transporter ZIP13 homolog. The transcript is spliced from 8 exons. Gene Ontology annotation, molecular function: zinc ion transmembrane transporter activity. The record is from RefSeq and is a predicted model, not a curated record. Gene Ontology annotation, cellular component: membrane. Gene Ontology annotation, biological process: zinc ion transmembrane transport; intracellular zinc ion homeostasis. Bases 377 to 1507 code for a protein of 376 amino acids. NCBI's taxonomy places the organism in Eukaryota, Metazoa, Arthropoda, Insecta, Lepidoptera, Pieridae.